Molecule: messenger RNA, 3252 nt
Organism: Ostrea edulis (European flat oyster)
Lineage: Eukaryota; Metazoa; Mollusca; Bivalvia; Ostreida; Ostreidae
Exons: 15
Coding region: 668-2167 (499 amino acids)
Source: RefSeq, a predicted model, not a curated record
UCAGCGAGAUUCGUCGAGGCUGGAUAUUUGGACUGACGCCUCUUCCGAAUCUCAGACCAGUGUCACAUAAAGUGAUUCGGGAAAUCUUGCCUGAACUUCGGCCGCUUGUUGCGAUUAAAAUGGGUUAAAUUGAAUUUCUUACCCGCUUCAACUUUUCGCCUCAGACAUCCUAUUAACUCCCUAUCACAAUGAAACAUGCAUUUCUUACCUUUACAAGGUGUAAAUCCCACAGUAAUUCAAGUUGGCUAUUUUCGAAGCCAUUGCAAACGGCCACCAUUUCAUAUUUUACCUUCUCAACACUGAAGAGUUCCGAUAUACUACUUCAUGACAAUUUGUACUAUGAUUGAAAAUACAGAACUUACUGGUUGACAAUUACUUUGUACAAAGCAUUUAAGCAUAAAAAUUAAAAGCAAUAAAAAGAAAACUGUGUAAUAUUUAAUCAAUCUAUUAGAAGGCGUCCUAAACUAUCGGAACUCUUCAGUGUUGAGAAGGUAAAAUAUGAAAUGGUGGCCGUUUGCAAUGGCUUCGAAAAUAGCCAACUUGAAUUACUGUGGGAUUUACACCUUGUAAAGGUCGUGAAGUCAGUAGUCUUUUCCCCAAGAAAAGAAAGGAACCACCCACUUCUGCAGAGGAUAGUAGUGCUUUUCAUGACCAUCCAUAUGUGUCCAUGAACAGCUCUUCUAUACAGAAACAAAACUUGAAAAAUGCAGAAGGCACUGAUGAUGAGGAGGAGGAGGAGGAGGAUAGUGAUGUUGAUGGUGAGGGUGAUGAUGAUAGAUCAAGUGAAGCUGGAAAGAAUGGGGCAAACUUUCAUGAACUACAAGGACGCCACAUUAUAGAGAUAAAUUUUUUAGCUAAGGAGCUAAUGAAAGGAUGCCAUUAUUGCUGUAAACCCUUGAAUCUGUCUGCUUGUAUAGGAGAUAGCAGAUAUGGACUAGGUAGUCUACUUCACAUUAAGUGUGAGAACUGCAAAAAGGUGAGCCUGGUUCCAACAGGGAAAAGACAUGGUCCAAAUGCUUGGGAUGUAAAUUCCAAGUUAGGUGCAGCAAUGCUUUUUUGUGGCAUUGGGGAAACUGCAAUAAAUGCUUUGCUUGCUGCACUUAAUUUACCAUCUGUUACCCCAACAACAUUAAAAAGGAGAGAAAGAGAGGCAGGGGUGGCUUUUGAGGCAGUUGCAGAUGCAACAUGCCAGAAUGCAAUAUUAAAUGAAAAGAACAGCUGUGAAGUAACAGAUAGUGAGGAGGCUGUUUCUUUUGAUGCUGGUUGGCAGACUCGAGGAAGUGGUAGAAACUAUGCCAGUCUUUCAGGUCAUGGAAGUAUGAUAGGCGUGAACACAGGCAAAGUGUUGGCAUAUUCCUUUCGCAGUAAGAAAUGUCGAUUUUGUGACAGAGCGAAAGAGGGUGAUGUAAAAGAACAUGACUGUAGAAAGAAUUGGGACAAGUCAUCAAAAGCUAUGGAAUCAGAUAUGGCAAUAGAGAUGCUGCAAGAUAUGAAAAACAAAGGAUUCCAUGUAAAGAAAUUAAUUAUGGAUAAUGAUUCAACCACAAUUUCAAGAGCAAAAAUAACAUUUGAUGAAGAUCUGGAGAAACAAUCUGAUUUCAACCACACCAAAAAGAAUUUUACCAACAAGUUAUUCGAAUUAAGAAAGGAAAAGAAAUAUGCUGCAUUGGGGCCCAAAACAAUUAAACACCUGACGAAAUGUUUUGCAUAUGCUGUCAAAAGUGCAACAGACAAAGCUUCAUUAACAACAAAUCUCAGCGCUAUACCUUUACAUGUUUUUGGAAAUCAUUCCCAAUGUGGAGACUGGUGUGGGUCUUUAAAACAAUCAGAAUCAUACAAACCCAGAAACCUACCCUACGGGAAGUAUUUGACAGGGGAGGGUUUUCUUCAUGAUCUUCAGAAAGUUUUUCAGACAUUUUCUAAUAAUGUUGAUAAACUUUUGAAGAUUGGCAGCACUCAAGCAAAUGGGAGCUUUAAUCACAUGGUAGCCUGCAAAAAUCCCAAAUCUCGGUUUUAUGCUGGAUCAGAAUCUACUGCAUUUAGAGUGGCAGUUGCUGUAGCCCAGAAAAAUAUUGGUCAGGAGACUCUGUCUAAGGUUUAUGACAACUUAUUGCUGUCACCUGGAAAGAACACCAUAAAAUAUAACACGAAAGUAGAAAAAAAAUGAGAAUACAACAAAGCCAGUAAAGAAACCACUACAUAUAAGAAACGUCGACAGGAACUGAAAUCUACAAUGACAAAAGAUGUGUCGACUGCAGAAAUUAAGGAAGGUGCUACCUAUCAGUCUGGUGUUGAUUUAAUCGACAACAACCAAAGCACGGAGGAGAUUCCAGAUGUGAUGAUACCUCCAAUACCCAGAGUGGUAAAUAACAAUGACCAAAAAAACACCUUUCUUUAUUUUGACUUGGAAACAACUGGCUUGGGUACAUCAUGUCAAAUUAUUCAGAUGGCAUGUAUGGUUGGAGAGGAAACAUUUAAUAGGUGUAUACGAAUUUUUUACAAAUAAAGGUAAAGAAAAUAAAGUAAGUAUGAGCACAUCUCUUAAACAGGAACAAGGUAAAUAGAUUUGUGUAUUGUAUAUAUUUAUGUGGAGUCUCUGAUUAUUUUAUUACUAAAAGUCUUUCUGUAUAAUUAUAUUUUCUGUGUUAAUGAAUGUCCUUUGUUUUUGUGACAGUGUGUUAAUUGUUUGUCUUGUUUGUGCUGGGUUUAUGUAUGUCCUGCUUUUGUUCAUUGCUUUUAAUGGGUUUUUUAAAAUUUCUGUGACACUUGUACAUAUAUUGUUUAUACUAUAGCUUAUAGUUUUAGUUACUGCUUCUCUCUUCAAUACAAGUAUUGAGUGUUUUAUAGAUUCAAGUACUCUAGUUUCUGCUUUCAUAUCCAUAUUGUUUUGAAAAAUGAGUCUCAAAUUACUUCAAUUUUGAUUUAUAACUGUAAACAAUGAUUUAAUAUCUAGAUUUCAUUACUUAGAGAUUUAUUCUUCUAAAUUGAAUGCAUGCUAUUUCGGUUCAGUCAAAAUUAUGAAAGAUAACUCUUGCAAUAAGACUUUUAUUCCAGGAUUUUUGAAAAAUAUCAUUAAAAAUUUGGAUUUUUCAAUUUCAUUCAAUUUCUUUUCAUUAUGCAUCUAUCUAAUGUCUGUACUUUUUAUUUGUAGAUUUUUGUGGGGAUUCAUCCAGUGAUUUUCAUAAUAAUUAUUUCUUUAUCUGAAUUGUACAUUUUUUUGCAGAUAAAAUAAAAUAUGAACUCAUUUUCAAA